AUGGGUAAGACUACUCUUGCCCAGCUUGUGUACAAUGACGAAAAAGUGCAAGAGUUUUUCAAGCCCCAAGCAUGGGCUCAUGUUUCUCAAGUUUUCGAUGUUGUUGGGGUGACAAAAGCAAUUUUACAAUCUCUCACCUUUGAAAAUUGUGAUGGCAAGGAUCUGACUUGGUUGCAAAACAAACUAAAGAAGGAACUGAAAGGAAAGAAGUUUUUAGUCGUUCUGGAUAAUAUUUGGAAUAAGAACUACCAAGACUGGACUCUCCUAUGUGUUCCUUUUGAAGAAGGGGUUUCAGGAAGUGCAAUUGUAAUCACAACUCGCAACAAUGAAGUUGCAUUAAAGACUCGUACCACCAAUAUUCUAGACGCUUUCCCUUUGAAUGGUUUGUCAAAUGACUCUUGUUUGUCUAUAUUGGCCCAUCAUGCAUUGGGUACAACAGACUUCAUCGCACAUCUAAACCUCAAAGAUAUUGGUCAGGAACUCGCUAGAAGGCGUAAAAGCUCUCCUUUGGUAGCAAAAGUACUCAGGGGCGUCUUACACAAUAAAGUGCAUCUUCAUGAGUGGGAAGAAGUAUUGAAUAGCAAUUUAUGGGAUAUAGCAGAAGUGGAAAAUGAAAUUGCUCAACCUCUGAUGUUGAGCUGUCACGAUCUCCCUUCAAAUUUGAAAAGGUACUUUGCAUAUUGUUCAAUAAUCCCAAAGGACUAUGAAUUUGAGGAGAAGCAAUUGGUUCAGCUAUGGAUGACAGAAGGUUUAAUUAAGCCACGAGAUGGGAGAAAGAAAAUAGAAGAUUUGGGUAGGGAGGAUUUUCGCAAUCUAUUGUCGAGAUCAUUCUUCCAACUAUCGUUCAAGGAUGAAUCAAGAUUUGUGAUGCAUGACCUCAUCAAUGAUUUGGCUCAACAUGUUGCUGGAGAUACAUGCUUUAAAAUGGAGGAUAUAGUUGGGGGUCAUAAUAGGAGGAAACCUUCUAGAAAGGCUCAACAUUCGUCUUACUUGGGUGGUCAUUGUGAUGGCAUUAAAAAAUUUGCGACAUUGAUAUUGGAGAGUUGCUAUGCUCUAAAGAAAUUGCCUUCAACGUUUGGAAACCUACUCAACUUGCGGCAUCUCAACAUUCGAGGAGCAUAUGCAUUGGAAGGAAUGCCUCCGCAAAUCAGGCCUUUGUUGCAUAUUCGAGAUACACUUUGCAUUUCCAAAUUGGAAAAUGUGAUUAAUAAUGAGGAUGCAAGGGAUGCUAGGUUAUUUGAAAAGAAAAAUCUCUCUGGGGUGUCAUUUGAAUGGAGUCAGAACAUUGAUGAGUCACAAGACAGAGCGCAUGAAUUAGAGGUACUUAGCAUGCUAAAACCUCACAAGGGUUUGAAAGAGCUCACCAUCAACAACUAUGGUUGUACAGAAUUUCCAAAGUGGUUAAGAGUUCCUUCAUUUUCUAAUAUGGUACUCUUGAAGAUUGAAAGUUGUGCAAAGUGCACAUCAUUACUUGCAGUGGGCAAAUUACCAUCACUCAAUGACCUUUUAAUUAAAGGCAUGGGCAGUCUGAAAAAUAUUGGUUGCGAGUUUUAUGGGGAAUAUUACUCACAACCUUUUAGAUCCUUGGAAACUUUGCAUUUUGAGGAUAUGCAGAAGUGGGAGAACUGGAUUCCUUGUGAAGAAUUCCCAAAACUGUGUAAGCUUUCUAUUAAACGGUGUCCAAAACUGAUGGUUUCUUUGGAGGAAAAAGAAGUAGAAGAGCAGUUACAACUUAGUUUGCCAUCCAAACUGAGAAAAAUCACGAUCUUUAAUUGCAAGUCCUUGGAAUCUUUACCCAAGGCAAUGAUGAACAACAACAUACAUCUUGAGGAGGUUUAUAUUUCUUUCUGUAAUUCAUUGACUCACUUUGCAAUAGGGCAACUACCUCCAACUCUAAAGCGGCUAACGAUAGAGGGGUGCAACAACAUGCAGAUUUUGGGGGAUGGAGAUGAUAUCAACAAAUGCGGUAGCAGCAAAUCUCUUCUUUAG
Corylus avellana is the source of this 1989-nucleotide messenger RNA. The record is from RefSeq and is a predicted model, not a curated record. NCBI's taxonomy places the organism in Eukaryota, Viridiplantae, Streptophyta, Magnoliopsida, Fagales, Betulaceae.